AUGUCUUACGAAUCGACUAAAACUAGUACAAAUUCAAGUGGUGGUGGUGGUGGUGGUGAAACAAUGACAAGUGAUAUGUCAUCACAAUCAGCAGCAAAUAAUUUUUAUUCAAAUAAUAAUAGAACACAAGCUAUGAUUAUGAAUCCUAUGAUGGGUAGUAAUAAUUAUUAUAAUGGACCACCACAAGGUACACCUCAACAAACUCAAAUGCCAUAUCGUCCUAUGUAUCCACCAUAUUCAUCAGCACCUCCUCAUCAUCCUCAACAUCAUCAAAUCUUAUCACCAUUUGAUACAUACGAAUCACGUACAAGUGGUUAUUAUUCACCAUAUACUCAUGAUACUGGUGUUUAUGAACAUCAGCAACUGUCAUCAAUAGGAAGAACUUAUUAUGGAAAUUAUGGCGAAAAUCAAGUUGAGUCAUCACCAUAUCCUUCAAAAGAUGGUUGUUUACCAUCAUCAACAAAUAAUAAUACAGAUCUGAAUGCAACUGAUUCAACAACAACAUCACAUGAUCAACAACAACAACAAGGUGGUAAUAUGCCAAUGGCAACAGCACAAACACCACCGGGGAAUAGCAACUAUAACAAUUCCUCCAUGAUGCCACCGCCUCAUCCAGCAUCAAAGCAACAACAGCCAUAUGCCAACUAUUCACAACAGCAAGGCGACAUGUAUACUAGAACAUCAAAUAGUGGUAGUGCACCUCAAUAUGUUCCUCAAUAUUCACAGUAUCCACCUGGAGCAAUGAUGAAUCCCCGAUCACCAGCACCUAAUACAAAUGCAUAUCGACAACCAUAUUCAUCGGGAUCACCAUAUCAAAAUGGUAUAGCAGCAUCAUCACCAUCAACGACAUCAGGCAAACCUGCAUCUCGUCCUCAACAAGUUUCACCUAAACGCUCAAAUUCACAACCAACAACACCACCACAACAACCACGUUAUCAAACACCAUACCCAUCAUAUUCAAAUGGACCAGUUGCAUAUAAACCAGGUGGUUCUAAUGGUUAUGGACCACCACAACCACCUCCACAACAACAAUCAUCAUGGCCUCCACCACCAGUACAACGUGAUGUUGUUACACCAGGUUUAGCUAGUAGUACGGGUGAUUCAGAUUCAAAUUCAAGUAGUGCAUCACAACAACCGGUAUCAUAUCCAUCUUCAGCAAUGGCAAAUGGUCCAACAACAACAGGUUAUCCACAACAACCUUCAUCUUCAUAUAAUACUAGUGGUAAUGUAAAUGAUUCAACAAAUAAUACUAUGAAUUCCAGUGGACAUACCUAUAUGGAGCAACAAUAUUCUAAUAUACCUCCACCAAAUUAUGGCUAUCCUCCACAACAAAUGAAUCCAUAUGUUAAUCAUCCAGCACAAAUGCAUGGUCAACCAACAAAUGAAUUUCGUCCUCCACCUAUGCAAUCAAUGGAAGAUGAUACUAAUGCUUAUCGUAAUAAACCAUCAUUAGGAAUGAUGAUUGAUCAACAACAACAACAACAACAACAAUCACAUCAUCCGCCUCUACUUCCUUCGUCAUCAUCAUCUCAAACACAAUCUCUAUCAUCAUCAACAAAUGGACCAAAAUCACCUAGUGGUACAAGCAUGUCAUCAUAUGUUCCGGAUGAUGCUGAUUCAAGUAAUUCAAGUUUUCCUGAUAGUCCACCACCAUCACAAGAAAAAGGUCAACAAAAACGUAAACUAUCAUCAGCAACAUCAAAUGCACAUAGUACACCAGCUGAAGUAUUUACUAAAUUACGUGAUAUGGGUGAUGAAUCUGAACGGCAAGAACGUCAUUUAUUUGUUGAUCGUUUACAAAAAUUAUGGGAAGAACAUCAAAUAGUUUGUCGUAAUUUACCAACUAUAUCAAAACAAACAAUUGAUCUCUAUCGUUUAUAUACAUGUGUACGUGAACAAAAUGGUUUUCAAGAAUUUUCAAAAGUAGCUAAAAAUCGUCAUUGGCGUGAAAUAGCAUCAAAAUUAAACAUUCCGAAUUCAUCAAGUGCAGCAUUUAAUGUUAAACAAAAAUAUAUUAAUUUAAAAUUAUUUCAUUAUGAAUGUAAAUUUGAUCGAGGUGGAAUUAAUCCUGAACCUAUAUUAGCUGAAAUUGAAAAACAACAAGGUAAACGUUCAAAAACACCAAAGAAAACAGCUAGUAAUAGUGGAAUAACAACAACAAAUAAUACGAAUGAUAAUACAAAUGAUGGAAAAUUAGUACCUUCACAAGGAUCAUCUCAAUCUCAAACUUCUGUGUUACCUCCACAACAACAACAACAGCCACCACCAUCGCUACCACCACCACAACAACUUCCUAUUCAAGAUCCAUAUCGAGGUUAUCCACCACCACCACCGUCAGCUCAACAAGGACAUCCACAUCAAAUGCUUCAUCCACAACAACAAUAUCGACCCAUGCAAAUGUCUAUGCAUCCAUAUGGUACAACUGGUAAUGAAAUGCAACCAGCAUACGAUCCAUCAUCCACUGGACAAAUGAUGUAUAAUAAUCCAGAAAUCGAUUAUCAACGUGCUGGUUAUCCUCCAUCAUUACCACCAGGACAACAACAACAACCACCUCCACAAAUGAUGAAACCACCACCAUCAAAUGCUUAUGGAAUGCCACCACCACUACCAUCAUCACAAGUUUCACAACCACCAUCAUCAAUGGCACCUCAACAUCGACCAACAGGACCAUACCCAUCGAUUGCUUCAAAACCACAACCACCACAACAAAUGGUACCAUCAACACAACAAGAUUAUAAUGUAGCUCAAACGUCCAAUUUAGUUUGUGUUCCACCGAAUCAACAAGCACCACCACCACCAACAACAGCAGGACCACAACAAACAUAUCAUUAUCCACCUCAACAACAACAACAACAACAACAACAACAACAACCUAUGCUAAGUGCCUAUCCUCCGUCAGGUUAUCCACAACAACAACAACAACAACAGCGUGCACCAAUGAUGGUUGGACCAUCACAAACACAUGAUCCAUAUUUAUCUCAACAAGUUCCACCUAAUCAAACUUAUCCAAAUCAAGUACCACCAAAUUAUCCAUAUAAAAAACCUGAAACAUCAACAACAGAUUCAUCAACAAUUGAUAAUCAAGAUUCAAAUAAAGGAAAUAAAUUAUUAAUGAAUCAACUACGUUCAUCUUUUUCAAAUACAUCUAUGCUUCCAGCAUCAACACCUAUAUCAAUUUUAACAUCAUCAUCAACAACAACAUCAUCAACAACAAAUUCAACAAUAACACCAUCAUCAAUGCCAACAACGAAUUUUCCUUCUAAUUCUGUUGAAGCAACAACACUUUCUUCGAAAAUUAAACGUAAAAAAUUAACAGCUAAAGAUGUCACUCCAGUUGAUCCAUGGAAACUAAUGAUGUCAUUACGUGGUGGUUUACUUGCUGAAACAACAUGGGCAUUAGAUACAAUUAAUAUAAUGUUAACUGAUGAUCAAACUCAUACAUAUUUUCGUUUAAAACAAAUGCCUGGUUUAUUACAAGCUAUUGUUGAUAUUUAUGUUAAAUGUUUAACACAAUUAUUUGAUGAAUUUAAAAGUUCACCAUCAAAUAUUGAAAAUCAACAACCAUUAUUAAAAGAUUUAAAUGGUUCGUCACAUUUAACAUGUACAACAAUUAAAAAACAUGAACAUAAACAACAAGAGUCAAUUAUUUAUCGUGUUGAAUCAAAUUCAUUAAAUAAAUAUAGACGAAAAUAUAAUAAAGAACAAUCAGUUGUUUACGAUCGUGUUUAUGAUGAACAAGGAAAUGAAAAGAACGAUCCAACCAAUGUAUUAGAUCUACAAAAUACAGAUGAUUUAUGUUAUAUACGUACACAUUUUGAUCCAUUACGUCUUGAUGAUACUUUUUAUGAAGAACUUUAUUAUGGUCAUCAUACAGAUAAUUUAUUAGAUAAUCAUAUAUCUAAUGAUAAUGAACAAGAAUCAAUAAAAAAAUCUCAAAUAUCAUCACGUAAACGUAUAAAAAUAUCUGAUGAUGAUAAUGAUAUAACUAUAAAUGAAAUAACAACAUUAGAUAAUUCAAAACGUCGUCGUUAUAAUUCGGAUUCAUUAACAGAAAUCUCAGAUAGUAAUAAAGAAUUUCUUGAACGUUAUAAACGAAAAUUUGAAUAUGAUGAACAUCAAACAUAUGAGCUUUAUUCUGGUAUAUGUUCAUCAUCAUCAUCAUCAUCAUCAUCAACAUCAUUAUCAAUAAAUAAAUCAAAUCAUAAAGAUUUUGAUUCAUGUACAAGUUCAAAUGAUCAACAAGAGAAUGUAUCAUCAUUAUUUACUUAUCAUUCACUUGCUUAUGAUCAAAUAUGUGCACGUUGUACAUGUGUAUCAUCAAUAUUACGUAAUCUCAGUUUUAUAUUAGGCAAUGAUAUUGAAUUGGUCAAAUGUAAAACAUUAAUUGGUUUAUUAGCUCGUCUUUUAUUACUCAGGCAUGGGAUUAAUCACAAUCAUAUGUCAGAUAAUCAAUUGUCUCCUGACGAAACAGUAAAUCCAAAUCAAUUAAAAACUGACGAACAAAAAUGUUCACCAUCAUUUUCAUGGGCAGAAUGUGUAUUAAAUGUACGUGAAAAUACUCUUGUUACAUUGGCCAAUAUUGCCGGUGCACUUGUACUUGAUACAUUUGAUUCGGAUUUAUUAUAUACAUUAAUUGAUGGUCUUUUACAUUGGUCAACAUGUUAUUCAGGUGAAGCUAUUGAUUCAUUACAUUCAUCAUUAUUAUCAGCACAACGUUUAGCUAUUGAAAUUUUAACUAAAUUAAGUGUACAUGAAAUGAAUAUGGAUUUUAUAUUAGCAACACCACCAUUUUAUCGUAUUGUAUCAUUAUUUCAUGUUUUAACUGAUUGGUUAAUUGUUGAUGAUAUCAAUGGUGGUAUAUCAAAUUGGCAUCCACCAUCGUUAACAUCAUCAACACAUUAUUAUACAAAUAUGUCACGACCAACAUCACAUAUACAACGUGAAUUUGCUAUUGUUUUAUUAAAUGCAUUAAUACGAUGUGAUACAUUAGCUUCAAGUGUUAUUGCACGUAUACCAUAUGCUAUAUCAUUAUUAUUAAAUUUUUUAGAAGAUUAUGAAAUGAAAACAAAUGAAUUAAUGGUACGUUAUGGUCCUGAUUAUGUUAUACGUUUAACAACUCAACCAUCAAAUAUUCAACAUGCUGAACAAAUAUUAUUUACAACAGGUGAUAUGUUAAAACGUGCAGCAACAUGUUUAUUAUCAAUAGUUAGUUAUACGGAUAAUGUUAAAAUGGUGAAACGAUAUGAAGAUCGAAUAUUAAAUUUAUCUACUUCACAUGUUAUUGAUUCAAAUGUUGGACGUGUUCUUACAGAUGUUUUGCACUAUUGUUCAUUGCACAACAGUUAA
Messenger RNA from Rotaria sp. Silwood1, 5346 nucleotides. Lineage: Eukaryota; Metazoa; Rotifera; Eurotatoria; Philodinida; Philodinidae. The record is from the annotation of a GenBank genome assembly.